GGUGGCAGAGCUGGGACUCGCUCUCCGGCGUUGCAGUAGCCCCAGGCCCGCUGAGCAGCGGCUGCCCCAGGCCCCUCCACAGCACCAGCAGGUCCGCGGGGCUCAACAAGCCGAUGCGCCGGCCCGCAGGGCUAGACUGUGCGCAGCCAAGCUCGCGGAUAUGGGGAUACUGCGUUAAACAGGGCAAGGGGACUUGGGGCUAGAGCCAGAGGCUGUAACUGGCACCCCCACAGCUAAGCGGAGACGGCCACCCCCUGAGCCUGGAGUGUAAAUCUUUUCGGUUCACUCAGAUCAAAUGCUAGUGAUACAAUCUAUCCGCUUCUCCCUGUAAUGAUUCUCACUGUUCAGUGAGAGAGGACUUACCUUAGUCCCACAGAUCUAGACUUUUAUAUUCAUUUUGCCACAAAUCUUAAAUUACCUUGAUUGCUGCCCUCUUCGCCAGUGCUUUUUGUUGCUCUAAGAGUUGUUUGUGCAGUUAAUGCUCUCUCCAUUCACGUGGUUAAUAAAGACCUUGAAGAAAUUGUCAGCGAUUUUAGAGGAUUCUACAGGCAGCUCACCAGUGACGGACAGCUCCGAUGGAUUGGUCCAGAGAAAGGUGCUGUGCAUUUGGCUACAGCUGCUGUUCUGAAUGCCGUGUGGGAUUUGUGGGCUAAGCAGGAGGGAAAGCCUCUGUGGAAGUUACUAGUUGACAUGGACCCAAAGCAGUUGUUAUCCUGCAUAGAUUUCAGGUAUAUUACUGAUGCACUAACAGAAGAAGAAGCUUGUGAAAUACUUCAAAAUGGCCUACUUGGGAAGAAGGAAAGAGAAGAGCAAAUGUUAAAGCAUGGAUACCCUGCUUACACCACGUCUUGUGCCUGGCUGGGCUACCCGGACCAGCAGUUAAAACAGCUAUGCACGGAGGCAUUGAAGGAUGGCUGGACAAGGUUCAAAGUAAAGGUUGGUGCCAAUCUGCCGGAUGACAUUCGUAGAUGCAGACUUAUAAGAGAAAUGAUUGGCCCUGACAAGACAUUGAUGCUGGAUGCUAACCAACGAUGGGAAGUGAAGGAAGCAAUAGAGUGGGUCACUAAAUUAGCUGAAUUUAAACCAUUAUGGAUUGAGGAGCCAACUUCUCCUGAUGAUAUUCUUGGACAUGCAGCCAUUUCUAAGGCCUUGGCACCAUUAGGAAUUGGUGUGGCAACAGGAGAACAAUGUCACAAUAGAGUGAUAUUUAAGCAGCUCCUACAGGCUAAGGCCCUGAGCUAUCUCCAGAUUGACAGCUGCAGGCUGGGAAGUGUGAAUGAAAACUUGUCUGUGUUGCUGAUGGCCAAAAAGUUUCAAAUUCCUGUUUGCCCUCACGCUGGGGGUGUUGGGCUCUGUGAGUUGGUACAGCACUUGAUAAUAUUUGACUAUAUUUCAGUAUCUGGAAGCCUUGAAAACAGGAUGUGUGAGUAUGUAGAUCAUUUGCAUGAACACUUCAAAUAUCCUGCCAUAAUCAAGAAAGCUUCCUACGUACCACCUCAGGAUGCUGGAUAUUCCACUGAAAUGAAAGAAGAGUCUGCAAGGAAAUACCAGUUUCCACAGGGAGAAGUUUGGCAGAAAAUCCUUUCUAAGCCAUAAAAAACAACUGCAUUAAGCCUAACCCUGACAAUUUUCAGGCUGCAGAUUAAAUUUCCCAAGCUGUUCACACACUAUUGUUAGGUGAUGAUACAAGAUUUCAGCUGCCAGUAGAUGCUUUUGUAUAACCAGGCAAAAACCUCCAGGAAUUAACAUAACACAUAGUCCAGGAUGUUUAGUUUAAAGAAAUGACGGGGGCCUCUAUUCCAGCAAAGUUGUACUUUAGUGUAACUAGUGGAUGGGCUAUGAACUGAAUUUCUAGAACUAGUCUACAAAUCAGUAACUUUGCAGUAUCUGUUUUCAUAGAUUCCAAGGGCAGAAGGGACCACUGUGAUCAUCUAAUCUGACCUCCUGCAUAAUACAAGCCUUAGAAUUUCCCCAAAGUAAUUCCUUUUGAACUGGAGCAUCCAAUAUGACCCUUGGUAAAUUGUUCCAAGGGAUUUUCUCACACCAUACUAAAGUAUUUGAAUUUAGAGAUUUAAAAUAAAAUUCCUUGCUGUCUA
Messenger RNA from Chrysemys picta bellii (western painted turtle), 2096 nucleotides. The record is from RefSeq and is a predicted model, not a curated record. NCBI's taxonomy places the organism in Eukaryota, Metazoa, Chordata, Testudines, Emydidae.